This is a messenger RNA of Candidozyma haemuli, 1089 nucleotides long. It is a transcript of the gene DAO2, whose product is annotated as Dao2p. Lineage: Eukaryota; Fungi; Ascomycota; Pichiomycetes; Serinales; Metschnikowiaceae. The transcript has a single exon. The record is from RefSeq and is a predicted model, not a curated record. Gene Ontology annotation, molecular function: D-amino-acid oxidase activity; FAD binding. Bases 1 to 1089 code for a protein of 362 amino acids.
AUGUCAAGUGACGAACCACCUGAGAUAGUCAUAGUGGGCGCUGGAGUCAUUGGACUCUCGCUGGCUCUCGCAAUUAUCGAAAGCUCUACUAGGUGUUAUCAAAUUACCAUUGUGGCAGAACACCUUCCAGACUCACAACCAUACCUGAGUCAGUACACAUCGCCAUGGGCUGGUGCCCACUUCAGGCCAUUUCCACUGAAAAAUGAAGCUGAACUUAGAGAGUACCCAUGGACAAGAGAGACUUGGAAACGUAUGAAACGUUUUGCUGCCGAGGCUCCGGAAAGUUCGGUAAAAAUCGUCCAGGGCAUUGAUUUGAUCGAGGAGAAUGAAUUGUAUGAGAAACUUGGAGAAGGAUACUCGGAGGGUUUGGAUAACUUUAAGGUUAUUUCGAGAGAGAAGUUGCCGCCUGGGUUUAGCUUUGGAGCUCUGUACGAUACGUUCGUGUUGAAUGCCCCACAUUAUAUUCAGUUUCUCCAUCAGAAACUUAAAAAUGAGUAUGGCGUCACUUUCGUAAAGAAACGUCUUGAGAGACUUAAGGAUGCUGCCUCGUUUACGACAAGACCUGAUCCGGUCAUCGUCAAUUGCACUGGCAAUGGCCUUCUUUGGGAUGGUGGUACCGAUCCCGCAUGUUUCCCCAUCCGAGGCCAGACUCUUCUUGUUAAUUCACCUCAAGACAGUUCUCUUGCCAACAAGACGGUUACCAUCCAACAUAAACUGGGCGACUGGACAUUUUGCAUUAAUAGACCUUUAAACGGAGGAACCAUCAUUGGCGGCACCAAACAAGUAAACGACUGGAGCAGUUCAAUCAAGGAAGCAGACAGCGAAGCUAUAAAAGCCAGAGCAGAGAAAUAUUUCCCACAACUCAUGCAAAAGGGCGAAAAUGGGAAACCCUACUUUGACGUCAUCAGGACAAACGUUGGAUUCCGGCCUGCCAGGAUCGGGGGAGUCAAUAUCAGCGUGCACGAGAAAGACAAGUGCACUGUGAUUAAUGCAUACGGAACGGCAGGAUCAGGUUACGAGCUUUCCUACGGGAUUGGCCUUCAAGUGUUUGACAGAGUUGCUGUGACUCACCUCUUUGGCAAGCUUUAA